Messenger RNA from Gigantopelta aegis, 621 nucleotides. RefSeq names its product tyrosine-protein kinase Src42A-like. Gene Ontology annotation, molecular function: protein binding. The record is from RefSeq and is a predicted model, not a curated record. The transcript has 4 exons. The coding region runs from base 190 to 621 and encodes 143 amino acids. NCBI's taxonomy places the organism in Eukaryota, Metazoa, Mollusca, Gastropoda, Neomphalida, Peltospiridae.
CUAUAUAACCGUAAAUAAAAUGUGUUGAGUGCGUCGUUAAAUAAAACAUUUUCUUCCUUCUUCCUUCCCCAAGUAGUCUUUGAGGUGAUGUAAUUCUGACAUUUUUUUUUUUUUUUUUUUUUUUUAUUAUUAUUAUAGAGUAAGGAUCAUCGUGCUACUAAUUACAGCACUGCAUCAUGGGACAGCAUCAUGGAAAACACAAAAAAUACCUAUCGGGCUUCUCCGCCCAGUGUCAUUGAACUCAACCAAAUACCCACACUGCCCACAGAAACUGAAAGUGACCCCGCCGUCACAAAUGACGUCAGAAUAUCUUUGCAAAGGAGAGAGUUACCAUGCUUGCCGAUACCAGAAACAAAAUCCGUUCUGUAUCGCGCCCUCUACGACUUUGAUGUUCUCGGCAAUGACGAUUUGCCUUUCAAGAAAGGCGACAUAUUGGAAGUAGACCAAAGCAGCAAGCUCGAUGGCGAUUGGUGGAUAGCGACCAACAGAAGAUCCAGGAAGCAUGGCUAUAUCCCAAGUAAUUAUGUAGCGAAGGAUAGCUCCCCGGAAUCUCAAGAAUGGUGGUUGGAUGUGAAGCGGGAAGAAGCUAACACUAAGUUGAUGCUGGCUGUGAUCCAGUGA